UCGUACUUCUUUUUGAAAAGCAGCGUGUUUUAACGCGAACCGUUUGGAAAUAAACAUGAAGAUCUUUGGCAGACUUGAUAAUACGCUGGACUUCUCAUAUGAUGAUUCCAAAGUUGAAUUCAAUAUCGAUGCUCCUAAUUGAGUGGUGAUGGAAGGUUAUUUGUUCAAGAGAGCAAGCAAUGCUUUUAAGACUUGGAACCGGAGGUGGUUUUCAAUACAAAACAGUCAGCUGGUGUAUCAGAAGAAGAUGAAGGAUGCAUUAACUGUGGUGGUCGACGAUUUACGGCUUUGUUCCGUCAAACCUUGUGAGGACAUCGAGAGGCGCUUUUGUUUUGAGGUUGUCUCUCCAAACAAGAGCUGUAUGCUGCAGGCAGACUCGGAAAAGUUACAUCUCGCCUGGAUUCAGGCAGUGCAGGCUAGCAUUGCCACUGCAUACAGAGAGAGUCCAGAUAACAAUUACAUCAAUAGGCUGGACAGAACUGCAUCUCCAUCUACUAGCAGCAUUGACUCUGCUAGUGACUCCCGGGAUCGCAGUGUGAAGGGUGAAAGCAUCCUGCAGCGAGUGCAGGGCAUCGCUGGCAAUGACCAGUGCUGUGACUGCGGACAAGCUGACCCUCGAUGGGCCAGCAUCAACCUUGGGAUCACACUGUGCAUUGAGUGCUCUGGAAUUCACAGGAGCCUUGGUGUCAGUGUUCCAAGGUUCGUUCUCUCACAUUGGACUCCUGGGAGCCAGAGUUACUUAAGUUGAUGUGCGAGCUGGGAAACAACACUAUUAAUCAUAUUUACGAAGGAAGAUGUGAGGAAUAUGGACUGAAGAAACCCCAGCAGAAAGAAGCCUGGAUCAAAGCA
This is a messenger RNA of Chiloscyllium plagiosum (whitespotted bambooshark), 849 nucleotides long. NCBI's taxonomy places the organism in Eukaryota, Metazoa, Chordata, Chondrichthyes, Orectolobiformes, Hemiscylliidae. The record is from RefSeq and is a predicted model, not a curated record.